Entrophospora sp. SA101 is the source of this 408-nucleotide messenger RNA. The record is from the annotation of a GenBank genome assembly. Lineage: Eukaryota; Fungi; Glomeromycota; Glomeromycetes; Entrophosporales; Entrophosporaceae.
AUGUUUCAACAACAACAAACUAUUGGUGAACAACUAUCUCAACAAUCCCAACGCCAACAAAAUUAUUAUGAUAAUGGAGAAUUUGAACAUUCCGUCCAGCAACUUAUUCAACAGCAGCGACUUCAGCAACCAAUUCAAAAUCUCGGCCAACAAUUCCAACAACAAAAUUAUGACCGACAACUUCAAAAUCACGUGCAACAAAAUCUUCAGCAAAAUUUCGGUCAAAUUCAACAAAUUAAUAAUCCAAAUCAGCAAAUGCUUCAACAACAAAUUCAAGAAACUCAGCAAACUCAAAAUAUUGAUCAUAGAGUUAUUGCAUUUGACAAUUCAUUAUCAUUUCAAAAAAUGACUAAUGAUAACACAAUAAUAACAUGCUGGCAGCGCAAUCUUUGUCGCCACUACAAUUAG